AUAUGAUUUGGUAAUGCAUGCAGUCACUUGAAGUCAAGUACUGAUAGCUCAAACCUGUAUCUGUAAAUUGUAGGUCAAAAGUAUUAUAUUAUUUUAGCUACCACUUGAACGGGCGUUUGAAUAUUUAAAGGAAUACAGAUCUCUUCUGAAUACAAAUAAUAAGGUGAACAGGAUGGCAAGUAAUUGGCCAGUGUCCAAGGAAGUGGAGGAUUUCCUUCAGAAAUGUGACCUUCAUGACGACAAACAUCUAGAAAUGUACUGCAAUGACCACAGUCAGCUGUGCUGCAUUACCUGUGCUUUCCUAAAUCAUAGACAAUGUGCUAAAGUAACACUGAUAUCCGAGUCAGUCAAAGAACCUCCACCAGAUUUGCUGCUACUAGCAAGAAAGAUCCAAACUAUUCUUGAAGAAAUCAAGAAACUUCAGAAUCAUUGGGAUACCAACAUGCAGUCUUUGCAGGCUUCAUACGACAAACAAUUACAUGAAAUACGUGAAACACGCAACAAAAUUAAUAGUAUUCUAGACAAGAUUGAAAAAAACACUAUGAAAGAGCUAGAUGAUAAGUUGACCAAUCUAAAAGCUUCUGUCAAGACAGAUGCAGACAAUUGCAGCAAGCUUAAUAAUGAUCUAGAACAACUUAGUGGUGCAAUACAUGAUGUUGUUAAUAAAGGCAAUGCGGAACUGUCAUUUAUUGCAAGUAAGAAAUGUCUGGAAAAGAUUUAUCAUUCUGAAACAUAUCUGAAGAAGAACUCAGUUCAGGUUGAAAGUUCACUGACAUUCCAGGCCAACAGUGAUGCUCAACAGUGCUUGUCUAACUUGUCAGGUCUGGGCAAGAUUGUACUCAGUACCAAGACAGUGCUAGGAGACACAGACCAGGUAUUCACUGUACAAGAGAAGUCAGAGUAUAAUGUGAGCCUACCAAGUGAUUCACGGAUGAGAUUCACUAUUACUAUAUGUUUGCUAUCUGAUUAUAAGAUCCUUGUUGCAGAUCAUGAUAAUAAAAGAGUUAAGCUACUCAAUCAUCAAUACAAGGUGGUGGGUCAUUGUGAUUUAAAUGGUUAUCCAUGGGACAUGUGUAAAACUACAUCAAGUGAAGUAGCUGUUACUGUGGAUGAGAAUGACACGCAUGAGGUCCAGUUUGUCUCUGUCAAUAGUAGGCAGCUGGUUAAGGGCAGCAAAUUACAGUUUAAACAUAGAUGUAAAGGUAUCGCUCAUAAUCUGCAAGACAUGUUUCUCACUUCUAAUACUGCACUUUACAAGUACCAGUAUUCAAUGAAAGGAGCUCCAUUGAAAAAGUUGUAUGAAGAUACAUCAGGCGAUUACACAGUAUGCAGGUGUGCAGUGAGUCCUUCAGGUGACAAGAUAUUUGUCACCAACAAUUGCCAACACAAGGUCCUCACCCUAGCCAGAGAUGGCACAGUUCUCCACACCUUCACAGACCCCGACCUACAACACCCACGCGGUAUACAUGUGACUGCUCUGGGACAGGUGCUGGUCUGUGGAGGGGGACCAUACCCUAUCCUACAGCUGGAUGGUGAAGCCAAGAAGAAGCUGGCAAUUCUUGGGACCAGGGAAGAUGGCCUGAAUAGUUUACACUCAGUCUGCUAUAAUAGGAGCACAGCAUCCAUCAUUAUGGGACAAUGGGAUAGUAACAACAUUGUUGUGUUUAAAGUUAAAUAGUUUUGUUUGACAAGUUUCAGUACAAACAUUUUGGAACAUGUACUUUACAUGAAUUCUUUGCCACACCAAACUUGUAUUCAGUGUUACUGUAUGUUUCAUCACAAAAUUCACAUGUAUGAUUUAUUGUCUUGCGUAAUUAUGUCAAAUCAUGAAUAUGUUUGAAAAGGUACUUUCUUUAGUUAACUUUGAGAGCAUGGUUUUGAGAGCAUGGUUCUAUUAUUUAGUUUUAUGUUUCCAUGCACACUACUUGCAGGAUUAUAUAUCUUCUCCUGUAUGCUGAUGAUUCUGCAGUACCUGUUGCAGGUAAAAACCGGUCUUUCAUUGAAAAAGAACUGAUAGAUGAAUUACAAUAUGUCAGUCAAUGGUUAAUUGACAAUAAACUCUCUUCAUUUAGGUAAAACAGAAACAAUUCUAUUUAGUUCUAAACCUAGGUUAAAGUCAGGUGCUUCUAUCAAUGUAAGUUGUAAUGGUACUGGUAUUCAGUCAACUUCUUCAGUCAAAUAUCUUGAAGCUAUACAGCGCCCUCACACUACUUUGGGGGAAGGGGUCCGCAUCCCUUAGGAGGGCGAAUUUUUUGUAAAUAGGGGAAUUUUUAUAAAAAAACAACAACUGUGUUUAACUGUUAUAAACAUAUAUUUCUAUAUAUGUGACUGUCUAUAGGACAGAAAGGUGGACUUUUACUCAAUCUAAUGACUAUAUAACAGUAAUCUUAUUUAAAUGUGGGUUGGUUGGUAGGCUUUUUUUUCUUACCACAACACUUAAUUGAAUAUUUUAAUCAACGAGAAUGUCAUUCUUUUCAGGUAUGAGCAGUGUGAAAUGCAUGACGACAUAGUUU
Molecule: messenger RNA, 2513 nt
Organism: Dreissena polymorpha
Lineage: Eukaryota; Metazoa; Mollusca; Bivalvia; Myida; Dreissenidae
Exons: 3
Coding region: 173-1678 (501 amino acids)
Biological process (GO): protein polyubiquitination; negative regulation of translation; proteasome-mediated ubiquitin-dependent protein catabolic process
Molecular function (GO): translation repressor activity; zinc ion binding; ubiquitin protein ligase activity
Source: RefSeq, a predicted model, not a curated record